Messenger RNA from Physella acuta, 3006 nucleotides. Its product is annotated as protein naked cuticle homolog 2-like. The record is from RefSeq and is a predicted model, not a curated record. NCBI's taxonomy places the organism in Eukaryota, Metazoa, Mollusca, Gastropoda, Physidae. Gene Ontology annotation, biological process: negative regulation of Wnt signaling pathway. Gene Ontology annotation, cellular component: cytoplasm. Gene Ontology annotation, molecular function: calcium ion binding.
AAUGUUUCUUUGUGAGCGCUGAUCUGAACAAAAGCAUCGAGGAGACAGUGAGGGCGGACAUCAACAAGACCAUCCACGAGAGCAUCUGGAAGAAAAAGUCUGGCUACAAUGUGGCCAACUACAACGUGGAUGAAACGCUCUCUGAGUUAUCAAUUUGCCUUGAGGAGAAGCCUCAUGUCUCCCCUCUGAGAGUUGACCUCCCACCAGAAAACAUGAUGACCGACACCACAAGGAUGUUCAAGGUGAGCAACCUUGACGACCUGACCCCGCAGGAAGGUCACGAGAAGGCUGGACACACGGAGGGGCAAGCGCCUCGGGGCAGUAACACGCUGAAGAUUGAGGAGUUUGAGUGCGGGCUCCAGGGCUCUGGGAUACAGCUGGAGGGCUCCGAGUGGUCUUUUACCCUCUACGACUUUGACGGCCACGGGAGGAUCACGAAAGAGGACUUAGCAAGUCUACUCAAGGCGCUGUAUGACGCUGUGGGGUCCUCCAUCAAGCUCCCACCCAACGGGGCCAAGACCCUGAAGCUGAGGCUGUCCGUUGGUCAAGACGCCACAUCGAAAAUUCAAACAGAAGCCAACAGGAAGUCUGCGGAAGUGCAGUGCGUGACCAAUCAAAAAUCAGCCGACCGCAGUCGGAACUUGAACAAAUCCCAGAAAAGUAAAGUCCCGGAGUUUUCUAAGCUGAAUAAUUUAACCCGGACACAGCUGAAAUGCACCAAUCAAAACCAAGGUCAGGGGUCACAUUUUUUGCAGCAGGAUUUGAAUACAUUUGUUGAAGAAGCUGGAACGUUAGCGGCGCAAGUUGCGGAAGGUUCUGACCCACUGGUGGCCAAUGUUGUGGUGCCAGACUCCAAGCAGCUGGCCAGUCUAGUCAAAGAAAACAUGGAGAGGAAUCAAAUCAAGCAACUCAGAAGACACCACAGUGACAACAGGACGGACGGCCACAAGCACCACAAGCGACGGCACCGCACCAUAGUCUCCCACUGCCCAGUCAUCCCUGCGGUCACAGUGUCAGGCGCCGCCUGCGCCGCAGGUCACCUGGAAGGGACACGCUUGGUCGAGCUGCCUGAGGACUGCAGCAGGGAGCCUGUGGAGGACCGGAGGAACUACUACCUCGACCUGGCAGGGGUGGACUGUAGCCAGUCCAAGUUUCAAAACAACUCCGCUGUUCCCGUCUUGGGGAGUGGGCUUGUCAAAACCGGCAACAGCCACCAUAGGUCAAGGUCACAGGACACUCCCACUGCCAAAUGUGACAACCAGGCGGUAUUGAAUAAACCGGACAUCGUCGCCGGCGGGCACCUUGACAAAUGUGAUAACCUACGUCGGGAAAGCGAGAGGCAUGGUCAGAAAACGGCUAACGGGAAAACUGACCCGCAUUUAAAAACCAAAUCUUCGGAUUUACCGGAAGGACAGACGAGCACAGCGAAGGUUCACUGGCAGCUCGCUAGCAGUAAGACGAAUAAAUUUCGCCCCGUCAGCCUGCCAGGCCAUGUCCCCACUGCUGUCUCCCCGCACUACCACCGGCGCCACCGCCACCGAGAGAAAGACCACGACCUAGCCAUGCAGCAGGUGGCGGAGUGGAUAGAGCGCGAGCACGCGUGGGAGAGUGACCGCCUGAUUGUGCAGAGACACGAGCACCACCACUUUCAUGAACACCACCACCACCACCAUUACCACCACUACCAUGAGGCAUGAGGUCACCAUUUACCAGAUGGGCUGACUAAUUGCCGCAGGAUGCCUUAUAAAAAUACAUUCAGUUUUCCAUUCUAACCCAACUUAACAGAAUAUUCAAAUCACCACCUUUACAGGCCCAAAUAACAGUGUUAAUUAGUCAGCUAUAAUCAAACUUUUAUGGAAAACUUUCUUCCGCAUUUUGAGAAAUUAUUUUAUUUAUACUAUUACAGACUUCAAAAGUAUUUUGUGGUCAAUAGAAAUAUGGAAGAUCCUUGUACUUGGAUACAAAACAUUUUACUAAGAUAAUCUCCGUGUGACGAACUGAAUUACAGAAUAGCAUUUGUUGGAUAAGAAAUAUUUGACAUGGAAUAUUUUAUUAUACAACAAAUGUACAAAAAGUGACUGCAUAAAGGAUUAUUAAAAUUCCCAUACACAAUGCUGUGUAACCUGUUUGCUGAGAAACCCUGUUAGAUACGGUGUUGCUAAAUCUAUCAGUGACACAGGUUGCUUGAUCUACCAGAGACUGAAGCUGAGAUUGGUGGGAUCAUUUCAAUUAUCUACAGCCUGAAUUCAAAUGAGAUUUUACUAACUUUAUUUUAGUAAAUAAUUUUAACGAAAGCUCAGGACUAUACAAGAAAAAAAUAUUCUGUGUGAGAUUUUUUUUUUUAUUUGUUCAAUAUAAUGGCUAUGUGGGCUAAACACUGCCCAUCCAAAGCUUACCGUAAGAUAUAUAUAUAUUUAACCAAAGAGUAUGUAGUCAUACACGUGUAUAAAUGCAUGCUUAAAGAGCACAACAUGAACAUUUACAGUUUUGUGUUGAGAAUUUUUUUUUAAAUCAGAAAUAUGUUUUAGUGACAUGUUUUUCUUUCCCAGCUGCUCAAAGAUUUUCCACACAACUGCAAUUAAUUUUUGUUUUUAACAGUUCAGCUAAAAUAUGAUUGAGUCAGAACCUUUUAGUUUUAGAUUUGAAUCCAAAACUUGUGAUUGUAUUUAAACAUUUAUUUUGUUAUUUAAAUAUUUGUUUUAUGUCUAUUUAUUAAUUUAAACUUGCCAAUCCUAAUUUUAAAUGGGUGACACAUGAAUGUCUUGUUUGAAUAUAAAUAAAUUUUUUUUAAAUGAUGAAUAUAAAUUUAAAAAAAAUUUAAAUAAUGAAUAUACUUUUUUUUAAAAGAUGAAUAUAAAUAAUUUUAAAGAAUGGGUUGAAAAAAAAAGUAAAUCCUUCUUGGAAAAUUUGUUUUUCAGCAUUUUAAUGUACUGUUUUUUGUAAAAUGUCAAUUGUUUUUUAUCAAUAUUUUUUUUUAGUUAACAGAUAUUAAAGUAUUUUGCAACA